AUGGAACGUAGACUUCGCGCCAAGCACGCAUUAUGCAUUGCCAAUUCGGUCCGAACAUCAUGCCUUCACAAUCCCUAUGAAGGCCACGACGCAGCCAGCCCACGAGGGUCAAUGAAGCUUUGUGAAACAGGCACCGAAAAGCUCAAUUUCAAGGAGCCGAUUCUCCUUCAAGACAUCGCCAAUACCAUCCGAAGCAAAAACUCUGGUCCAUUCGAACUCACAUUCGACAUCUUGUUUGGAAGCCAGGACGCUUACAAUCGUGUCUGUAAGGCAAACUUGUUGACAGCCGAAACAGUCAAAAAGUUGUUCCAGAUCGAUGACAAAGACAUCCUCGCCCAACAGUUUUUCGAGCGUGCGCUUGGGUGGAAAUGCACCACUGUGCGACCAUGGGCGCAGGAGUUUUUUGGCGCGAAAGACGUACUGGAACGCAGCAGCAUGCACCGUUAA
Messenger RNA from Rhinocladiella mackenziei CBS 650.93, 447 nucleotides. RefSeq lists its product as uncharacterized. The record is from RefSeq and is a predicted model, not a curated record. The transcript is spliced from 2 exons. Bases 1 to 447 code for a protein of 148 amino acids. Lineage: Eukaryota; Fungi; Ascomycota; Eurotiomycetes; Chaetothyriales; Herpotrichiellaceae.